AUGUCUGCGAGACUCUGCUUGCCACCAAUGGGAAAUUGGUCCUCGUUGAAGAAUGCAGUACACUCGUGUUUGGCUUCGUUACUUCUUGCAUUCGACUUGUUUUGGAGCGACAAGUUGGAGCACCCAACCCCGUCAGAACCACUUUGGCCAACCAUUGGCUUUGUCAAACUUACCAAAGUCAGAGCUGCUGCGUUUGCCAAUGCAACAUCUAUCGAUCCACAUCCACCUGUAGCCGUCCUCCAAGGCUUGUUCACAACCCUUCAAGAUCUUCUCAUAGUCAACACACUGCCUGAUCUCGCCCUUGUCAUGAUCAUCCUCCAUGCGCCUAGUCAUCUCAUCACUGUCGACCUCCUCUCCCCAACGAUGUGA
Pisolithus orientalis is the source of this 369-nucleotide messenger RNA. RefSeq lists its product as uncharacterized. The record is from RefSeq and is a predicted model, not a curated record. Bases 1 to 369 code for a protein of 122 amino acids. The transcript has a single exon. Lineage: Eukaryota; Fungi; Basidiomycota; Agaricomycetes; Boletales; Pisolithaceae.